AUUGUGUGAGCCAGUCUCGCCCGUUUUUAUUUUCUCCCCAAAUUAAUUUUGUUACAUUCUCAGUCUAGGAGUCGUAUACUGUCCCUAAAUCCGCAAAAAGAAGGUCGACAUCGAGAUCUCUUUGUCGACCGGGGUAUAGCCGUGUGUAACAUUGAACCGGGGUUCUGGUGUUAUUCCUUUGUAAAUACUGUUAUUUGUAUAUACUGUAAAUGAUGACGUCCAUGGGCGGGAGCCGAGCCCGGGGCAGCUGGGAGCAGACACAGGGCCAGACACAGACACAGCACAAGCAGAGGCCUCAGGCAACCGCGGAGCAGAUCCGACUUGCCCAAAUGAUUUCAGACCACAAUGAUGCAGAUUUUGAAGAAAAGGUUAAACAGCUGAUUGACAUCACAGGCAAGGACCAGGAUGAGUCGAUGAUCGCUCUGCAUGAUUGCAAUGGGGACGUGAACAGAGCCAUUAAUGUCUUGUUAGAGGGUAGCCCAGACACUGACUCCUGGGAAAUGGUGGGUAAGAAGAAAGGGGUGUCGGGUCAGAAGGAGAUCAGCCAGGCAGAAGCCGGAGAGGAAGGAAAAGAGAACAGAGACAAGGGAGGAGAGAAAGAUGCAGCACGUCGUCGAGGUGCUGCUCAGCGUAAAGGGCGUGGAGCCAGCAGGGGACGCGAAUUUCGCGGUCAGGAGAAUGGCUUGGAUGGAGCCAAAGCUGGAAUAGCUGGAAGAGGGGCUGAGCGAGGCCGACGGGGCAGAGGCAGAGGACGGGGAGCUGUAGGAGCAGCUGGGCGGCGAGGAGGCAGAUUUUCAGCGCAGGGCAUGGGCCAGAUUGAUAAGGGGUCCAGAUAUGAUAUUGCAGGAGAUGAGAGAACAUUCAACCCUGCUGACUAUGCAGAGCCUGCCCAGACAGACGAGAACUAUGGAGGAGGCAGCACCUGGAACAACACAGGAAGCAUUGAGUUGGAGGAGGGACCAAGAUUGGAAUACUCUGGAGGAGAGGGAACAAAUUACCCACCCAAGUUUGACUCUGCUCCUGGUGCCUGGAGGUCUGCCCAAGAAGAGUGGGGCACUGAGGACUGGAAUGAGGAUCUGUCAGAGACCAAGAUAUUCACGGCCUCCAGUGUUGCAUCAAUGCCUCUGCCUCAAGAGAGCGUUACAAUCACCAAAGGACAGAGGAUUGACCUUGCAGUGCUAUUGGGAAAGACUCCACCUUCUUCUUCUUCAGAGACAGAAAACCCCCCCAUGGAGGGCACCCAGCCUCCUUCUCUGUCCCAGUCACUGGUUUUUAGCAACUCUAAGCAAGGGGUCCCACUAUCCCAGACUCCCUCCAGCACUCCCUACGCCCCGCACAGCAUGGGUGGCAUGCUAGGCAAGGGAUUUGGUGAUGUUGGAGACAGUAAAGGAGCAAGCACGGGGACUACUGGCUCCCAGUUCCUGGAGCAGUAUAAGACAGCACAGGCACUGGCCCAGCUGGCGGCCCAGCACUCCCAGACCGGCCCUACCAACACGGCUCCUCCAACCUGGGACACCAGUGCUGCGUCACUUGGACAAUAUGAUAUGAAGAGUCAGCCAGAGUCUGGGAUCCAUACGCCCUUUACAAAGCGGCAGCCCUACCAGGCUGCCACUUCCACCUCGUCCAUGUUGGACGUUUUCCUGCAGGAUAAAGGGCUGCCUACAUCCUCCCCUGUCUCCUCUUCUUCCUUGACGCAACAAACAACAUCCUCCCCCCAUGUGGGGCCGUCACCUGCGUCCUCCCUUGCAAAAAUGGCAGGAGUUCCUUCUCUUGGUCAGCAAGUCUCCCCAAGUUCCUCCGAUGCCCAGGGUUCAAGUCCACUUCCAUUGCAGCAACACAAACUCAAACAGCAGAAGAAGAGGGCAUCCAUUACAACGAAGAUUCCAGCUAUGGCAGUUGAGAUGCCUGGAUCGACAGACAUCUCUGGCCUCAAUCUUCAGUUUGGAGCGCUGCAGUUUGGUUCAGAGCCCGUUCUACAGGAGUACGAGUCGACCCCGGCCACGACAACACCGGGCAACCAGGUCCAGAACAGUCUCUACACGAGCCCAAGCAGUGACCCGACUCCAGCUCUCUCCAACUCCAGCCAGAUGGACAUGUAUGAUCAGAGAGCGUCUAAGACGAGGCGUUACCCUCCUUCAGUGUCCUCUUCUCCUCAGAAGGAUAUUCAGACCAAAAAUGGCUUCAAUUCAAUGCAAUCAACCCAACCUGGAGAAGUUGCAGCAGGGUCUGUGGUGUCCAUCAAGCCAGCUUCUGAUUCAGUCCCGCCAGCAUCCAUCUCCAGUAUGGGCGCGUUGGCAGACAGCGGCUCCGGCCCGUCCUCCUUGUUGACUGCAACCAACCAAACAUCUCUUACUGUUCUUGGGCACAACGAAGACCUGCCGCCAAGCACCAUCCCUCCUCCACAGCACAACUCUCAUACAUCACAACAGAACAGCCUUGCUCCAUCUUCAGUCCGAACAUCGAACUCGAGUCUGAUGCAUCCCGGCGUAGAUGGUGACUCGAACCUGCACUCCUCUUUCCCUUCGUCUGUGUCGGCUGUGCCAUCUUCAUCGGUCCCCUCCUCCUCCUCUGCGGCGGCUGCACAGGUGUCACUAGGUACUCCUCAGGCCUCAUCGGUGGGCCCUGCCACAGUUUCGGCCCCGUCUGGUCUAGGCCCCGUUAACAGUCUGGCCAUGGGCCUUAACGCUGCCUCCAUGGGCCCUCCAGCAGCAGCCCCUUCCACUGUUUCAGUCUCUACAAUAUCUUCAACCAUUCCUUCUUCAGCAAGUUCUUCUUCCACACGCAGCUCUGCAGCAUCCUCAGGGAAAGCACCUCCGAACCUGCCACCUGGAGUGCCCCCUCUACUGCCCAACCCGUACAUCAUGGCCCCUGGACUACUGCACGCCUACCCGCCUCAGGUGUACGGCUACGACGACUUACAGGUCCUGCAGACAAGAAUACCACUGGAUUACUAUAGUAUCCCCUUUGCAACUCCCACAACAGCAUUGACUGGAAGAGAGGGAAGUCUGACCAGUAACCCUUACUCUGGCGACUUAUCAAAGUUUGGUCGAGGCGACGCAUCAUCUCCAGCUCCAGCCACCACAUUAGCUCAGACCCAACAGAAUCAGACCCAGACGCAUCACACCACACAACAGCCCUUCCUCAACCCGGCGCUGCCCCCCGGCUACAGCUACACCAGCCUACCCUAUUACACUGGCAUGCCCGGCCUGCCCAACACCUUCCAGUACGGACCCGCUGUGUUUCCGGUGGCUCCUACCUCGUCAAAACAGCACGGCGUGAAUGUCGGCGUGAACGCAUCAGCCACGCCCUUUCAGCAGGCUAGCGGCUACGGUUCCCAUGGAUACAGCACUGGCUAUGAGGAUGUGGGCCAGGCUUCAGGGAGUGGGGAUUUCUGUAAGGGCGGAUACGGCACUGCCGUGGCCGCUGCUGCUUCUGCACAAAACAAGCCAGCCAGCUCUGUCACCGGGCCUGGAGUCGGAGUGUCUGUGACGUCAAGCAACACGGGGGUACCAGAUAUUUCAGGGUCUGUUUACACAAAAACGCAGUCAUUUGAGAAGCAGGGUUUCCACGCUGGGACCCCAGCGGCUUCAUUCAGCCUGCCGUCAGCAUUGGGGAGUGGAGGGCCCAUCAACCCUCCAGCAGCUGCUGGCUACGCUCCAGCCCCCUUCAUGCACAUCCUGGCCCCACACCAACAACCCCACUCUCAGAUCCUGCACCACCACCUGCAGCAAGACAGCCAGAGCGGCACUGGACAGCGUAGCCAGAAUGCAUCUAUUCAACAGAAGUCUCAGAUCAACAAGUCUGCAUACAACAGCUAUAACUGGGGAGCAAACUAACAUCGACUGAGCGGGAACCUUCCAUGGUGUUGACAAGCCGAGAGGGACUCUCAGCACUCUUUCUGCAAAUGGUCUCCACAUAUAAACUCCCCAUUCCACUUACAGAGAUUUCCCUCCCCAGUUUCUUGGCCCAGCACUCCCGCAGUCCUGACCGUGGUCAGAGGAGGUGCUGUGCCGAGAGAACAAGCACUGAUGACAUGCAUGGAUGGCUGGAAGGGACAAGAGGGGCUUAGAAGAAACGGGGAGAUAGGAGCUAAAUGGUUAUAGAAAUAAAUUGAGAAAUUAAAUAUUGAGUGUUGAGGAAUUUGUAAUAUGAUAUCCCCGCCCCAAACCCCCUUUUUCUUUGACUUGUAUGUAACAUAGAACUAUUUUCUAAAAGAAAACAUUUCCUCAAUGUUUUUUUUUUCUUUUGGUUCUCACUUUAUUUCUUUCUGAAGUGGAAGAAUGAAGUAAAAUCUGAAGGUGGGGGGGACAGGCUGGUUUUUGUAUUUCUCACCCUCAACCCGCUUUCUAAUUUAACCUUGGUGGAAACUGUUCCCUCCCACACAAUAUAUCCAAAAACAAUUUGCUGUUGAAUGUUGUUUUUUUUCUUUUUUUCUUUCUUUUUUUUUUUUUUAUAUAUUUUAAGUUUGAAGAAAUGAUUCUCUAAACUGGUAGAGUUGUGAAGUUUAUUUUUUACCAAAUAUAGAUAUAUAUAAAGACAUAUAAACAAGCUCACUGGCUUGGACUGCGAGGAAAGUGUGUCAUGUGACUGUGUGUAUGUUUGUACACAUGGGGCCGUGGUUGUGUACUGUGCUUUGUUUUUUGCGUAGCACAGGAUUUUUUUCAGUAUCCAGCGCUUUUACAGUUACCGUUCCCAGGAAUCAAAAAUUCGUUGUGUGAGAUGCCACCUAUUUUGAAAAACAGAAGUUUUUUUUCCAAGGCCAACACACACCCAGUCUGCCUUCCAGUGUGUUUUUAUUUUGUUCAUGUCCCCCCCACCCUUUCCUCCAACACCACCUGUCUCCCGACAUGUAAGGAAAUCUGCACCAUUCAGUACUGAUGGACAGAAUUGUACUUUUUUUUUCCUUUUUUUUUUGUCAGUGAUUUUUCUUUUUUGUACUGUGCAUUUAAAAAAAAAAGAAAUUUAAAUGGAUAGUCUUGUACAUACAUAAACACAAGUACUGUAGUCCGUU
Cololabis saira (Pacific saury) is the source of this 5011-nucleotide messenger RNA. It is a transcript of the gene ubap2l, whose product is annotated as ubiquitin associated protein 2-like. The transcript is spliced from 30 exons. The record is from RefSeq and is a predicted model, not a curated record. NCBI's taxonomy places the organism in Eukaryota, Metazoa, Chordata, Actinopteri, Beloniformes, Belonidae. Gene Ontology annotation, cellular component: cytoplasm; nucleus. Gene Ontology annotation, molecular function: protein binding. Bases 210 to 3836 code for a protein of 1208 amino acids.